AUGUCAGUGUUUACCAAGUCUACACUGAAACAUCCAGUAAAUGACAUCCAACCUUACAUUUUUUUGUUUGUUUGGGUUUUUUUCCAUCAAGAGAUGAAAAAAAGGCAACAGGUCAUCUAUGAGACAACAACAAUUUAAGCAAAGACAAGAAAUGUUGCCUUUGCGCAGAGAGGUCUGGUGUCAGGAAGACAUUUUUAAACAUAGGUAAAUGAUUAACUCCCCGAGCAGGCAAUAGAUUCAAAGGCAAACCAAAAAAAAGAUUCAGUACUUGUGAACUGAGCUCAAAAUGAGAGUUCCUGUAAAACUCUUCGGAUUCAGCCUUUGGUGGUUUUUCUUAAAUUGUGCCCGAUGUCAAGUUUGCCCCCGAGAGGACAUUAAAUAUGAAAACACAGAGCUAGCUGAGAAAGCUUCAUACACUGAUGGCCAAACAGUGAGAGUGACCUGCAUUACGGGUUAUACCGGCUUGUAUAAAUUAAGGUGCGAAAAAGGAGUGUGGAAGGAAUCCAUUAAGCGGCCAUGUGCAAAGAAGAAAUGUAGUCAUCCAGGCGAUGCCCAAAAUGGUGAUUUUUUACUUACAGAGGAGACAGAGUUUGUUUUUGGAGCGACAGUGGUGUACACUUGUAAGAAAGGGUAUGAAAUGACGAGCAGAAUCAAUCAGCGUACCUGCAGAGCUCAAGGAUGGGACAAUGCUGUUCCUGUCUGUGAGGCUGUAAAAUGUCCAGCGGUUCACACAAACGUGGAUGUAACCGCAACAGGAAACACAGAGGAGGGAAGUUAUGGUGAUGUUGUUCAUUUUGAGUGUGUGUCUUCUGACAAAAAGAUAGAGGGAAGUAGUGACAUUCACUGCAAAGAGACAGGCGAAUGGAGUGAUGCUGUACCAACAUGCAAAGAAAUAACUUGCACAGCCCCUGUCAUAUCAAAUGGAAGUAUUGUUGAGCUACAGGCAAAAUACCUGAAAGAUGCCGUAUUAAAAUACAGUUGUGAUCCACGGUUCAAACCCAGAGAGGGAAUCCCCAGAUGUGGUAAAUUUGGCUGGACUCUGAACCCAGAGUGUGAUGAAGUAACUUGUGAGCUGAAGACAACUAAAUUAGGAGUAAUCAGCAUCUAUCCAGAGGGGAAAACUAUUUUCAAAGCUGGAGAGAAAGUGAUGAUUACCUGCUCUGAAAGACACUGGCUCAUUUUUACAAAAGAAACCAGCAAAUUAUUCACGUGCCUAAAUAGUGGAGAUUGGGAUCACAUGACUGAGUGUGCAGAGAUUAGUUGUGAAGUUCCACAUAAUCAGCAUGUGUAUUAUCCAAGCGGUUACUUUAGAAGAGAUUUGAGACUUGGAGUGAAAAAAACAUACAGAUGUGAGUCUGGAUAUCGUGAAACAGCAAAAGAAGCAACAUGUACACCAGACGGAUGGACGCCAAACCCACUGUGUGCUGAGAUUAGAUGUGAAGUUCCACUUGACCAGCAUGUGUCUAGACCAGACAAUUACUUCAGAGGAGAAAUGACAUUUCAAGCAAGAAGAUCUUACCGUUGUGAGUCUGGAUAUCGAGAAACAGCAGAAGUGGCCACAUGUACACGAGACGGAUGGACACCGAACCCACUGUGUGCUGAGAUUAGAUGUAAAGUUCCACUUGACCAGCAUGUGUCUGAACCAAACAAUUACUUCAGAGGAGAAAUGAAAUUUGAAACAACAAGAUUUUACCGUUGUGAGUCUGGAUAUCGAGAAACAGCAGAAGUGGCCACAUGUACACGAGACGGAUGGACACCGAACCCACUGUGUGCUGAGAUUAGAUGUGAAGUUCCACUUGACCAGCAUGUUUUUAGACCAAACAAUGACUUCAGAGGAGAAAUGAAAUUUGAAGCAAGAAGAUCUUACCGUUGUGAGUCUGGAUAUCGAGAAACAGCAGAAGUGGCCACAUGUACACGAGACGGAUGGACACCAAACCCACUGUGUGCUGAGAUUAGAUGUGAAGUUCCACUCGGCCAGCAUGUGUCUAGACCAGACAGUGACUUCAGAGGAGAAAUGAAAUUUGAAGCAAGAAGAUCUUACCGUUGUGAGUCUGGAUAUCGAGAAACAGCAGAAGAGGCCACAUGUACACGAGACGGAUGGACACCAAACCCACUGUGUGCUGAGAUUAGAUGUGAAGUUCCACUUGACCAGCAUGUGUCUGAACCAAACAAUUACUUCAGAGGAGAAAUGACAUUUGAAGCAAAAAGAUUUUACCGUUGUGAGCCUGGAUAUCGAGAAACAGCAGAAGUGGCCACAUGUACACGAGACGGAUGGACACCAAACCCACUGUGUGCUGAGAUUAGAUGUGAAGUUCCACUUGGCCAGCAUGUGUCUGAACCAAACAAUGACUUCAGAGGAGAAAUGAAAUUUGAAGCAAGAAGAUCUUACCGUUGUGAGUCUGGAUAUCGAGAAACAGCAGAAGUGGCCACAUGUACACGAGACGGAUGGACACCAAACCCACUGUGUGCUGAGAUUAGAUGUGAAUUUCCACUUGACCAGCAUGUGUCUAGACCAGACAGUGACUUCAGAGGAGAAAUGACAUUUGAAACAACAAGAUCUUACCGUUGUGAGUCUGGAUAUCGAGAAACAGCAGAAGUGGCCACAUGUACACGAGACGGAUGGACACCAAACCCACUGUGUGCUGAGAUUACAUGUGGAGUUCCGCUUAAUCAGCAUGUAUCCAGCCCAGAAUGUCAUUUCAAAGAAAAAAGUAAAUUGGAAGAAAAAAUCAAAUCUUACAGUUGUGAGUCUGGAUAUCGUAAAGCAGCAAAAGAGGCCACAUGUACAGAAAACGGAUGGACACCAAACCCACUGUGUGCUAAAAUAACUUGCGAACUAAAGUUAAAAAAUUUUGACGUGGAUAAUCCAGAUAAAAAUACUUUCGAAGUUGGAGAAGGCGUCGUGAUCACCUGCUUUGAAAACUACUGGAUCCUUAGUACAAAAGAAACCAGCAAAUCAAUUACGUGCCAGAAAAAUGGGCAGUGGGACUUCAAGCCUGUUUGUGAAGAAAAGAAAAACUGCCUUCAUCUAUCUAUCAUAAAUGGGUUCAUAUACAGUAACUCCAAGGAAGAAAUAUUUUACUCCUGUGACAGUGGUUUUAAAACACUAUCUGGAAGCUGGUGGGAUUCAGUAACAUGCACUGAUGGAUUGUUGUCUGAGGCCCGCUGCAUCCGGGAGGAUGAUUGUGGUGCUCUUCCCAUUGUUCAACAUGGAAAAGUAAUCACUUUAGAUGAAAACAAUGCUGAAGUAGAUUGUGAUCAAGGUUUCAAAGCAGAAACAAAACAUAUAAAAUGCGUCAAUGGUACAUGGCAGGAUCCAGUUUGUAAGAUGGAGUUGUUUUGUGGUAUUCCUCCAAAGGUGAAAAAUGGAGGCAUAACAACUAAACCUAAAAAAAGGUAUGCCAUUGGAUCUUCUGUAACCUACAUUUGUAAAAGGUCAUUCUCAAUUAUUGGGAGUGAAAGAGUUACAUGCAGUGAUGGAAAAUGGAAUCCAUUGCCAAGUUGUGAAGGUGAGCAGGGAAAGUCUACGGCCGAGGAAUGGGAGAUGAGAGAGGAGAAAAUUGUCAUAGAGAAAGUCUAUGCCAAAGGAAUGGAAAACCAGGAUUAUAGAGGGGGAGGAGGAGAAAACUUUGGCAGGCUCUGUCACGACAAAGAGAAUGCAGUCAACAGAAAUCAUUCUGAAAGUAGGAAGUUGAAAGCACACCAGAGACCUGAAGAUGUCAGAGAUGUGAAUGAAGACGGAGACGAGCUGAUGCUGUAGCAACAAAAUCCCCCUUUAGUCUGAUACUUCAAUCUACUUGCAUAUUUUACAUUGUUAACUUCAAAAUAAAUUUUGACAUUCAAACAAUUA
Molecule: messenger RNA, 3850 nt
Organism: Puntigrus tetrazona (Sumatra barb)
Lineage: Eukaryota; Metazoa; Chordata; Actinopteri; Cypriniformes; Cyprinidae
Product: complement factor H-like
Source: RefSeq, a predicted model, not a curated record